Molecule: messenger RNA, 1771 nt
Organism: Saimiri boliviensis boliviensis (Bolivian squirrel monkey)
Lineage: Eukaryota; Metazoa; Chordata; Mammalia; Primates; Cebidae
Gene: TAPBP
Product: TAP binding protein
Biological process (GO): antigen processing and presentation of endogenous peptide antigen via MHC class I
Cellular component (GO): membrane
Source: RefSeq, a predicted model, not a curated record
GGGGACGCGGCACAGGUGGGAGAAAACCGUAGUAAUGGUUCUCGGGAAAGCGGAUGCUGGAGGGCACACACAGGAGCGGCUGGGGGUGCUGGGUUUGGGGAGGGCUCAAACUCGUGGCUGCUGGGUGGUCCAGGAGGGCAAGGCUGGGGUGUCCUGACGAGAACUGAAGAGUCUCUUCCUGGAUCCCUGCCUGGUCAGCAGGGAAACACCGGUCUCCCAGGCACCCACACCUAACCAGAGCGGGGAUUUCCACCGCCUGUCGCCCUUUGGAGGAAAGUGAAAGUGAAAGGAGGAAGAGGAGGCUUCAUGGCUGAGGAGAUCGCAGCGCCAUGAAGUCCCUGUCUCUGGUCCUCGCUAUGGCUUUGGGCCUGGCGACCGCCGUCUCGGCAGGACCGGCGGUGAUCGAGUGUUGGCUCGUGGAGGAUGCGAGCGGAAAGGGCCUGGCCAAGAGACCUGCUGCACUGCUGUUGCGCCAGGGGACUGGGGGACCGCCGCCCCGGCCGGACCUCGACCCUGAGCUCUACCUCAAUGUGCACGACCCCGCGGGCGCCCUCCAGGCUGCCUUCAGGCGGUACCCCCGGGGCGCGCCCGCGCCACACUGCGAGAUGAGCCGCUUCGUCCCUCUCCCUGCCUCUGCGAACUGGGCCAGCCGCCUGACCCCGGAACAGAACUGCCCGCGGGCCCUGGAUGGGGCUUGGCUGAUGGUCAGCAUGUCCAGCCCAGUCCUCAGCCUCUCCAGCCUUUUGCGACCACAACCAGCGCCUCAGCAGGAGCCUGUUCUCAUCACCAUGGCAACAGUGGUACUGACCGUCCUCACCCACACCCCUGCCCCUCGAGUAAGACUGGGACAAGAUGCUAUGCUGGACUUGAGCUUUGCCUACAUGCCCCCCACCUCUGAGGCUGCCUCAUCUCUAGCUCCGGGUCCCCCUCCCUUUGGGCUAGAGUGGCGACGCCAGCACCUGGGUAAGGGACAUCUGCUCCUGGCUGCAACUCCUGGGCUGGAUGGGCAGAUGCCAGCAGCCCAAGAAGGGGCAGUGGCAUUUGCUGCUUGGGAUGAUGAUGAGCCAUGGGGCCCAUGGACCGGAAAUGGAACCUUCUGGCUGCCUAGAGUUCAACCCUUUCAGGAGGGCACCUAUCUGGCCACUGUACACCUGCCAUACCUGCAAGGACAGGUCACCCUGGAGCUUGCUGUGUACAAACCCCCGAAAGUGUCCCUGAUGCCAGCACCUCUUGCAUGGGCCGCCCCCGGGGAGGCACCCCCAGAGUUGGUCUGCCUUGUGUCCCACUUCUACCCUUCUGGGGGCCUGGAGGUGGAGUGGGAGCUCCGGGGUGGGCCAGGGGGCCGCUCUCAGAAGGCCGAGGGGCAGAGGUGGCUGUCAGGCCUGCGCCACCAUUCUGAUGGCUCUGUCAGCCUCUCUGGGCACUUGCAACCACCCCCAGUCACCACUGAGCAGCAUGGGGCACGAUAUACCUGUCGAAUCCACCAUUCCAGCCUGCCUACCUCGGGGCGCAGUGCUGAGGUCACCUUGGAGGUAGCAGGUCUCUCAGGACCCUCCCUUGAGGACAGCGUAGGCCUUUUCCUGUCUGCCUUUUUUCUGCUUGGGCUCAUCAAGGCGCUGUGCUGGGCUGCUGUCUACCUGUCCACCUGCAAGGAUGCAAAGGAGAAGAAAGCAGAGUGAGGGCACUCACCACCAUCCUGUGGAAGCCACCAUCAACUCUGGCCCAAGCUUCUGCAGUAGCUCCCCAAAAUAAUACCCAUCAUCUGCUCCUA